This is a messenger RNA of Paramisgurnus dabryanus, 3928 nucleotides long. It is a transcript of the gene polk, whose product is annotated as polymerase (DNA directed) kappa. The record is from RefSeq and is a predicted model, not a curated record. Gene Ontology annotation, molecular function: DNA-directed DNA polymerase activity; damaged DNA binding. Gene Ontology annotation, cellular component: nucleus. Gene Ontology annotation, biological process: error-prone translesion synthesis. Lineage: Eukaryota; Metazoa; Chordata; Actinopteri; Cypriniformes; Cobitidae.
UUCCUCUGCAAAACUGUAACUAAUGGCGCGUUCCAGGCAGGUUUUUAAACCCGUGAGUUACGACUUCAAAACCACGACUCACGACCCUAUGCGUUCCAGGCAGCCUGUAACUCGUGUUUUUACAACCUUCUACCGGUGAAAGUGCACUUGAACGGCAGUCAAACCCGUGACUUCCCACCCGUGAACUCGUACUAGAUCGAUGUACUCCCAGUUCAGAGUCGUGAGUCGUGGUUUUGAAGUCGUGAGUUACGGGUUACAGGUUGCCUGGAACGCAGCAUUACUUUGAACAACAGGUGGCGAUAGAGACAUUCGUGUAGGUUUGUUAUUCUUCAAGAAUAAGACGUUCAAAAAUGGCGAUCAUAAUAACUGGCGUGAAAUUAUUUUCCUUUACCUUAUGCAUACGUCUGUCGCAAUGUGUUUGUGAGACAGACAAAUAAUCCGAUACACAAUGCGACGCGUUUAGUUUAGUUUUUAAUAAUUGUCUAAACAGCGCAGACAAGUUGUCAUCACUUUAUCGUAGAAGUUUUGGACUUUAGCAUGGUAGUUCCUAUACAGCCCUCUGUAGCUUUUUACUAAAUAAAAAAGCCAAAUACGUUGGCUGGGUAAGUUAUGUAAAGAUACAGCAGAUGUUUAAAGUUUAGCAGGCUUAAAGUGAAACAGAAGAUGGAGCAGCAGUCUGCUGGGAGCAGUGGAUCUGGGGGUCGUCUUCUCUCCAGCAUCGCUCUCAACGAUAACAAGGCUGGUAUGGAGGGAUUGGACAGAGAUAAGAUCAACAAGAUCAUUAUGGAGGCUUCAAAGGGAUCAAGAUUUUAUGAGAAUGAACUUAAGAAAGACCGUCAGGUGAAUCAGCGCAUUGAAAAGAUGAUGGAGCAAAAAGCCAAAAUCACCAAAGAACAGAUGAAGCAAGCACAAGCAGAGGUAGACAAGCUGAAAUCUGAACUGGAGAGGGGUCGAGAACUGGGCCGUGUGAUAGUUCAUGUAGACAUGGAUGCUUUCUAUGCUGCUGUAGAAAUGAGGGACUGCCCAGAGCUAAAAGACAAACCAAUGGCGGUGGGAUCCAUGAGUAUGCUGGUGAGAAUCUAUGGUAAAUCUCUUACAAUGUGUUUAUUAUCUCCACAGUGUAAUGUUAUUAAAACAAAUUAUUAUUGUCAGUCUACCUCCAAUUACCACGCUAGGAGAUUUGGUGUCCGUGCUGCCAUGCCAGGUUUUAUCGCUAAGAAACUCUGCCCAAACCUUAUCAUUAUGCCCACCAACUUUGACAAAUACAGAGCAGUGAGUGCACAGGUACGGGAGAUAUUUUCUGACUACGAUCCUCAUUUUAUGCCUGUGAGUCUGGAUGAGGCUUACUUGGACAUUACUGAACACCUGAAGCAGCGCAAGCACUGGCCUGAGUCCAUGAGAACACAUUACAUGGGUGAUGCCAAGAAAGAAAAUAAUCCAGACGUAUCUGAAGUUGAGUCCGAGAAAGAUGGACUGUCCCCAGUGCUGUUUGAAGACAGUCCAAGCUCCUCCCCUUUUCUGACUGAGGCCAAUGGGAAAGCAGUGGUGUUUGGGACGAGUGCAGAGGAGGCUGUGAGGGAGAUGCGCUUUCGUAUCGAACAGAAAACAUCUUUAACAGCUAGUGCAGGCAUUGCCCCAAACAUGAUGCUGGCAAAGGUGUGCAGUGACAAGAACAAGCCGAAUGGCCAGUACAGAAUUCCUCCUGAGAGAGAAGUUGUGAUGGAUUUCAUAAAAGAUCUUCCUGUCAGAAAGGUAUCUGGUGUUGGUAAGGUUACAGAGAAGAUGCUGGCUGCUUUAGGUGUUGUCAGCUGUACCCAACUUGGCCAGGAGAUGGCGCUAUUAUCCUUGCUUUUUUCAGAAACUUCGUGGCAUCAUUUUCUUCACAUAUCUAUGGGUUUAGGCUCCACGUAUAUUGAGAGGGAUUCUGAAAGAAAAAGUAUGAGCACUGAGAGGACGUUUGGGGAGAUGAGUGAUGCAGAGGAGCAAUAUUCUCUUUGCAGGGAACUCUGUCAUGAUCUAGCCCAGGACUUACAGAAGGAGGGUCUUAAGGGAAAAACUGUUACUUUAAAGUUGAAGAAUGUCAAAUUUGAAGUGAAGACCAGAGCAUUCACAUUGCAAUAUGCUGUCUGCACUGAGGAUGAAAUCUUUGCUGCUGCUAAAGAUCUCCUCAAAGUUGAGAUUGACGGUGUCAGCCCACAGCCACUGAGGCUGAGACUAAUGGGCAUUCGUGUGUCCAGCUUUAUUACUAUUGAAGAUAAAAAGCCUCUUCAGAGGAGUAUAAUGGGAUUCCUGCAAAAAGGUGGACCUGAUCCAAGUGGCUCCACACAGUGUCCCGAAUCUGUGCUUGAAUCUAAAGUAUGCAGUGAUGCCAAGUCCAGUGGAAGUCAUCUAAGGCCGCAUUAUAAAGAGAUAAAUGUACCUUCUGUCCCCGAACAAAUACUUAAAUCCAAAGGACAUCAGCAGCAAUCGUUUUUUCAAAAAGCACAGUCAAAUAGACUUCAGCAGCAGGAUCGAACAGCAAACAAUACUGCAGACACAGCUGCUGCUGCUGUAACACAGGCAGAUCUUUCAGUAACAAGCACACAAUUAGACACAAUAUCACAACAUGCAAACUCAGGGAGACACACAACAGAAUAUAUAAACAAGCAAGAAACAUUGCAGACAUUAUUUAAUAACACCUCAACAAUGCAGUGUCUCACCUGCCCUGUGUGCAACAAGGAGAUGAAGGCUGUAAACCUCGUAGACUUUAACCGCCAUAUUGAUGAAUGCCUCAAUGGAAGUGCAAUGGAAAAUAAACCAACAGACAUGGAUGAAGAUCGAGAUAAAUGCAGUGAAGAAAAAGGCAAACAGAAGGAGCCCUUUAGCAAGCUACCUGUAUCGAACUCAUGCAGUAGGACUUUGUUACAAUCAUCAAAUAAGAAACCGUCCUGUAAUAGUAAAGGAGAAAAGCCAUCUUUUAUCUCUGUACCAAUAGUGGACAACGAUGAAAGCUCUGAUUUCAAGAAGCCGUUUUUUAGGUGCAGGACAAAUGUAAAUGAGAAACAUUCAGGUUUUUCUAAUAAAGAGACGCGUGUUUGUGAAUCUACUUCUGAAAACUGUCACGAAUCACACAUUGCUGAGGCCGUCACUGCGUUGUCAGCUGACUCGAAAGGCCCGUCUUUGACAUGUCCUGUGUGCAAUCAACCACAGAGCACUGAUGACCUCACUCUAUUUAACCGGCAUGUGGAUAUGUGUCUCAACCAGGAAGUGUUGCUGGAAUUUAAAGGAUCUCAUUCAUCUUUGGAUCAGGCAGAUGCAUCGGCACACAGGAGCGUAGGAGACCAACUGCAAGACCAUGGAAAAUCUUCCAAAGUUAGGGAAAAAAGCAAAAGACAAGGAUCAUCUGCACUUCCUCCAGCUAAGAAAACUAAACUGCUGAACACAAAACACACAAUUGACAAGUUCUUCAAAGGCAACAUCUGACAAAAUUUCAGUUUAAACACGAGACCGUAAAAAAUUCUGUGUGUCCAAGCAUAUAAUUUUAUCUUUGAAUUUAUGAAGAAGAAACAUGAUAAUCUCUAAUGCCUUUCCUUGCUCUACCUUAGGCAAAAUGUUGACAACAUCAAAUCAUAAAUAAUAUAUAAUGAAUGAGAACUAUGUAUGCAUAGAAAAGAGUUUAAAAAAAAUUAAUAAUGUCUAAGAAUUUUUUUUUAAUAUACUUUAUUGUAUUUAUUGAAAUGUGUAUGUGUGCAAGCAAAUCACUAUAUAUUUCUUAUGUGUCUCUUUUAUUAGGGGUUCAAGCCUUAAGUGCUGGAACCCUAUUGCAUUUUUAAAGAGUUUUUUACAACCCCAAAUCAGAGAAAGUUACCGUAUAUAACACAAUGUGUAAAAUGUGAAUAAAACAGAAUGCAAUAACUUUAAAUCUCAAUAAAUACUAUUUCAUUUACAA